Branchiostoma belcheri (Belcher's lancelet) is the source of this 5813-nucleotide messenger RNA. RefSeq lists its product as uncharacterized. Lineage: Eukaryota; Metazoa; Chordata; Leptocardii; Amphioxiformes; Branchiostomatidae. Gene Ontology annotation, molecular function: guanyl-nucleotide exchange factor activity. Gene Ontology annotation, cellular component: axon; endocytic vesicle; plasma membrane. Gene Ontology annotation, biological process: endothelial cell migration; Rho protein signal transduction. The record is from RefSeq and is a predicted model, not a curated record.
AUGGCGAUGCAGAGUGGAGGGGGACGGAAUGAUGGAGGUGUCGAGAGCAAAAAUCUGACGACCCUGUCGGCAGGGCUGUUCCAUGUCACCAGCAUUCCCUUUGACAUGCUCCUGGCUUCACAGUGUCGGCGACAGAUUUUCUUGGACUAUCUAUUAGCAUUCUUUUUACGAGUGGAACAUUUCUACUUCGCCACGGUGGAUUUUCUGUCAGAAGUUGGUGGAGAUUUUCGGAAAACCUGCCUGAAGAUGCGGCUUCCCCGCGUGGAGUUUGACAUGGAAGAAAUGGUGCAGUUGGUAGGGUUCAGUAUGGUUUGCCAUCAUGCAGAGUGCAAAGAGAAGAACAACAAGCACCCGCUGAACCUGUGUGACCAGUGUGACAACGGGCUGCACUCUGGACAGCACUUUGACGGCCACCUCAGAUUCGACCUCCCACCACAAGGUACAGGAUUGGCCAGAAAUGUGUCAACGCGGUCCUGUCCACCAGGUGGAGUGGGGUCUGAUCAAGAAGAAGAGGAACAAGACAACGAAGCUGAAAGAACAACCUCGUCAUAUGGACCACAGAAAGACUUCAAGCUCAGUAAAAAGAAGACAGCCAGAAGACAUCACACUGAUGAUCCCAGCCGAGAAUUCUUCACUGUGAAAUUCGACAUCGCAGACUACGAAACAGAAAUUGUUCCAGCAGUAAAAGGAAAAACCCUGAGGGAUGCGCUGGCAGGUAUGAUGGACAGACGGGGCCUCACCAUUGAUCAUGUCAACAUCUACCUGGACCAGUCCAGCACCCCCCUCCCCCUGCACUUCGAGACAUAUCCACUAGGGGGACACAGUCUUCAUGUUAAAGGAAAGGAGCCCUUGAAGGAUUCGGACACAGUCCUAACGAAGACGGGGCUUCACACUGCCAAGGGCAACGUCAUGACGGCAAAACUCAAGACUCUCAGCCAAUCAAAAGAAGACCCAACGGGCAGCAGAAGAUCAUCAGGGAGCCAGAGAAGUAGGAAGAACAUCAUGUCUAUUCUGGGGUCGUCCCAAGACGUGGGGCCUCUGAGUCCGAGGGAGGGCUCGGACCGUAGCAGAACUGGGGGCAGGUUUAGCGCACUCUUCAACCCAGGAGCUCCCGUUGCAAAUGAAAAAAGCGAAAUGUUGGCGGAGAAGUUAAGCAUGUACGCUGUGUACGGACUUCCCAAGCUGCCCUCCCUCAUCUGGUUCUACAACAGAGACGAGGAUGAGUCCAUCUAUGAACUGGAAAGCUCAUGGACAGAGAUAGUUGAAGACAAAAGCACCAUGACUAAGAAACAGAUGGGACAACAGGAGGCCCUGUGGGAGCUGGUGUCGACUGAAGUGUCCUACAUCAAAGGCAUUCGAGUAGUCGUUGAUUUGUUCAUGUGUUGCCUGAUCAACCUCCAGAAUGAAGCACUUCUUUGUGAGAUUGACACAGAGAAGCUGUUCAGUAACAUCCAGGAAGUGGAGCAGUGCAACAGUGCGUUUUGGCAGGAUCACAUGUGUCACGUGGUCACCAAAGCACGGCAGAGACGGGAACCACUCAAACCCUCCGACAUGGAGGAGGGCUUCCUUGAGUUUGAGGAGAUGUUCCAGCCAUAUGUGAAGUACUGUAUGGAGGAGGAAGCCUGUGUUGCAUACAUGAAGGACAAGUUUCGGGACAAUGAUCUCUUCAAGCAGUAUGUAGAGUGGGGAGAGAAUCAGAAGCAGUGCCAGAGACUGAAGCUAGGAGACCUGCUGGUGAAACCCAUGCAGAGAAUCACCAAGUACACACUGCUGCUCAAGGCCAUUCUCAAGAAGACAGAAGAGCCCAGCGAAAGAGAGAGUCUGGUCAGAAUGAUUGACAAAGUGGAAACGUUUGUGACCAAAGUGAACACCACCUUGCGGCAGAGACAUGAACAGCAGCGUCUUGCCAACAUCAUCGCUCGGAUCGAGUCCUACGAUGCAGUGGAGCCUGGUAGUGAUGAGGUGGACAGGCUUCUGGGAGAGUACUGCCAUAUUGACCUGACUGCUCCCAUGCCCGGUGCCGGGAUGAAGGACAAGAGGUACCUGCUGUACGAGGGAGGGAUGAAACUGAAGGAUGGGAAGGAUAGUAAGGUCGACGUGUACGGCUUCCUCUUCACCGACAUGCUGCUCAUCACCAAGCCCAUCAAACGGGGAAGCGAGAAGUUCAAAGUCAUCAAACAACCCAUGAUCAUGGACCGUAUCGAGUUGAAAGAACUGAAGGAUCCCGGGAGUUUCCUGCUGGUGUAUCUGAACGAGUAUAAACUGGCGACGGCGGCGUACAUGAUGCAGGCUGGGACGCCAGGACAGGGGAAGACGUGGAUCGAGGCGAUUAGGAACGCCCGCAAGAACUACGAGACUCUGUGCCUCCGGACCAAGUGUGCGCGUACAGACACUAUGACCUUAGUCACAAGCACUGAGGAGGAGAACGUGUACAACGUGGAGUCUGAUUCGGACGAGUUCGAUUUCCAGCUCAUACCGGAAUCCCCCCCGUCGAAGGCUAAACGGAACAGCCUCACGCCCAAUGCAGAGGUCACCAACCCCAGUGUGGUGGUGACAGGUACCGAUGUAGACAUCCCGGACUCUGACACAGUGGAGACUGCAGUCACACGCCCUCAGGACCUGCCCAUGGACACUCACCAAGAGAUUCCCUCUAUACCGUCUCCAACAUCCCCAGUUCGCAGACGACCUCCUGUAUCGAAAAAGCCCAGCAUUUCGCCCAGAAGUGUGCCCAGUAUCCAGGAGUGUGAGGCACAGAGUGCUGAAUACGCGAUGUACCCAUCGGCAGAAAGUGCUGCAGAGAUGAAGAUACACCUAAGAGGGUCAGAAGUGUUGCCCAACUCACCACCGAAUCCUAAGAUCCCCUUUACAAAGGAGCUGAGAUCCGGUACGGACAGUAUAGGCAGGCCUCCCACAACAUCAGGACGGAGAUCACUUCCCUCUGCACAGUUCUUCCCUGACGAAGCCACAAACCCAACCGGGGCUAUGCAGUACAUACAGCAAAGUGCAAACCAUUCAGAACUGAAAACGUACACGACGAUCGGGACGAUACGACAGGUGCAGGGACGAAGCAGCUCAGUCCGGUACACGGAGGAAGAGAAGGCGGAUGUCCAGGUGGACGUCAGACGCAGCAGUAGCGACUCAAGAGUCGACCCACGGACCAGAAUGAAAGACAAGUCCAAGUCUACGUCUGAUCUCAGCCAUACAUUAGAGAGUGCAGAGGAGGAGUAUGUGGACAAUAACGCCAACAUGCACUCAGACUCACAUAUAAGGGCUUCUCAAACAAUGGGGGACUUGAAGGAUGGGAUUGCAUCAGUACCGGCACCAGUGGCGCCGGCAAGAACCAGACGGAAGUGGUCCAGAGAGGAGCUGGCACGCAUCAAAAGAGAUCUCUUCAUGAGCACAACAGUCACGGCAUCUGCAGUACAGAUGUAUAAGCAAGCCCAGCCUGUCCGUACCCCACGCACGGGGUCCGGCAACGGACGAACCAGCGGACAGCCGCCCCAGUGUCCUCCUAUCCCUCGGCGUGGCGCAAGUUGCCGUGCCCGUCAUGACAACGACGCUGGAGUUAAGUUGCCAGAAGGACUGGGAGCGUCUACAGACACAGACAUGUACGAGGAAGCCGAAGCUGUGAAGCCACAGAGGCUAGCGCCAAAGUCACACCCAGAUGCACAAGACCCAUCGACUAAAGGCACUGAGCGCCAUGGUGCAGCGAGCGUCUACCGCGGGGUCUGUGCUUUCCUCCGCGCCCACCGCUGCAGCAUGGCUGCCACCCUGGCAGUGAUAGUCACACAGGUCACAGUGGGACUUGUCCUUAUGAUGCUAAUCAAUCACCAGCUCCACAAAGAUGCUGAGGUAAGUACCGUCUUUCACAAAACCUAUUUUCUUACAAAUCCUUUAAACACGUUGCAAACAGUGUUUCUUAAUGCAGAAGUGUCAACUUCGUUGGUCCCGACGCAGAGCACGUGUGUAUUGGUGGGGGUGGCUAUUGGAGGGAAGGUAAACCUACGCAGUGCGGGGAUUACGCCUCCAAAGACAGCAAUGGUUAUGCCGAGCGUCAAGAAAGACGGACAACUAACGGAGGAGCAACUCAAACUUUUCUAUGAGGAGGGUUUUGUCGUCGUGAGAGAUUUCUUCACACCAGAGGAACUCCAACCCGUCCGCGAUGCCAUCGCCUUCCUCAUGGACGACUUGGCUGACAGAAUGUUUGACGCCGGCUUGAUCAAAAAUAAUGCUUACUUCGCCCCGGAACUGCUGGGCACGUUUGUGGGUACGGCGUGGAUCCCUUUCCUGGACGUGAACGCUGGGAACGGGUGCAUGCAGAUGGUGAAGCACGGACACCGCAAGGGCAUCACCGCCAAACACGUGUGCUGCAUGGGAGGGACCUGGUACGUCGAGAUGGUUGAAGGGGAGCUGCAAAACACUCUGGGUUGCGACAUAGAGAAGGAUGUUGUGACGUGUGAGAUCAACUACGGGAGCGUCAUCUUCUUCAACAACGCCACCCCUCACCGAAGCCUGCCGAACGUCUCCAAUGAGGUUCGCUGGAGCCUGGACCUGCGCUGGAUGGACCCCGCCAAACCCGUGGGCAUCUGGGGGCUGAAGGACUGUCUGCCCAUGCGCUCGGCCAAGAACCCGGACAUGAAGAUCGAAUGGGAGGCUUUUGAAGCCGUGGAUCGCAACAAACAACAGCAAAGGAGCAUGGAAAACGAAGCAGGUGCCGAGGACGACUUUGACACUACCAUCCAGGGUCCGUGGAUGAAGAGAUGGGAGAUUGUCAACCACAACAAGCACACCGAGGCCUACUACUCCGCCAAGUAUACAGGAAAUCCUCCUCGUUUGGCUCUCAAAGAGAAAAGGGCAGCAAACAUGUCGGAAAUGGAAGAGGAUCGUGCGCCAAAACAUGAGGCUAACAAAGGAGAAGAGCUCCACAGCGACAGUGAUGAUGAGGCACCCGACGACGUGUCAUUCACCACAAGUCGCCAGGUGGCGCUACAGGCCAUGAAAACUGCCAUCCAGGAAACCAAGAAGUCAGAGGAAGCAGCGAAGGAGAAAAGGAAGAAGAAAGACGAACUCUUCAAGCAGCAGAAGAAACAGAAGAUUCAGCCCCUCCCACUUGAUGUGCUGAAGGAAGUAGAAGCAGCCAGAACCAGAGAGCUUGAGAUGAAGACACAGUUGAAGCAGCAGAAGUCAGAGACUAAAGCAAGCCAAGCUGUACAGAGAAGAAGAAACAAGCCUGCCAGAGCAGUAGGGGAAGGUUAUGAAGCAGUAGUACUAGAUGAGGAGGUACAGAAAGUCAGACCAAAGUCAGAAACAGCUGCACAGUUCCUACAGAAGCAGCUGUACGGAACCAGGAUCCGGAGAGAACCGGUUGGGACCAGUCUGGCAGCACAGAACAAACACAGCCACAAACCUGCAGCACACUUUACAGUCCAAGAAGAGAAAGAACAGAAAAAGACCAAGAAGAAGAGUAAAAAGGACUCCCAAUACUGGAUGAAGAAAAGAACAUUCAAGAAGGAAAGAAGAGUGAAGGAAGCUAUAGAAAGAAAGCUUCUCCUUAAGAUGGAGAGAAGGGCUCAGAAAAGGAAGCUAAGAGGUCCUGCAGAUGGUAUUGACCCACUGAAAGAACUUUAAUAUAACCAAGGAGGUUUAGUUCAUAUAUUGAUAUCACUCAUUCAUAACUUAUGUAAAGCUUAAUGGCAUAUUUCCUGUCCAUUUCAUUACACUGUUUUCAAUCUACAGCCUGAUCAUGUCAAUAAAAUGUGCAGCAUUGUUUGACAUAACAUAUGAAAUAUCAUAAACCCAACAUUACAACAUUC